Molecule: messenger RNA, 4965 nt
Organism: Acanthopagrus latus (yellowfin seabream)
Lineage: Eukaryota; Metazoa; Chordata; Actinopteri; Spariformes; Sparidae
Gene: pdlim5a
Product: PDZ and LIM domain 5a
Exons: 20
Coding region: 274-3336 (1020 amino acids)
Biological process (GO): actin cytoskeleton organization; muscle structure development; heart development
Cellular component (GO): Z disc; filamentous actin; adherens junction
Molecular function (GO): actin binding; muscle alpha-actinin binding
Source: RefSeq, a predicted model, not a curated record
AUUGCAUCCCUCUCCACCUCUCUCACACACACACAGUGUGUUUGCUGGGAAAGGGGAUAGUCCAGGGGAAACCAGGGAUUUACAUUGUCUACCUGCCUGUGAAGGAAGUGUUUUCCUCUCUGGAAUUUCCAUCAAAGAGAUCUUGGAACGACAUCACUAAGAGAUCGCUGUGGCACUUCUGACGAAAGUUAAUACCGUCAUCAGAAAAAACCCCCAAACACCUGCGACGUCAUUGAUAUCAUCCGAUCCGCGACACGCAUCAUCGAGGAGACCAUGAGCAGCAACUACAGCGUCACUCUCUCAGGCCCCGCCCCCUGGGGCUUCAGGCUGCAGGGAGGGAAGGACUUCGCCAUGCCCCUCACCAUCUCCAGGCUGACAGACGGCGGGAAGGCGGCUAAAGGUGGUAUCGCCGUUGGAGACAUGGUUCUGUCCAUCGACGGCAUCGCCACAGAGGGCAUGAACCACCUGGAGGCCCAGAACAAGAUCAAGAGCUGCACUGGAAACCUCAGCCUCACCCUGCAGAAGGCCUCCAGUGUUCCUAAAGGUCCUCCUGUGGCACCAAAGGACAUCAGAUCAGACAUCAUAAAACCAGUGGCCCUCACCCACCCACCUCCGCCUCUCCACCCCCAUCCUCACUCCUCCAGCCCCUCCGCUGCACCCUACAACAAGGCUCCCAGAGCUUACGGUGGCUGCGGAGCAGAGCUCCCUCCUUCACAUGCUCCUUUUGCUCCCUUCAUCCCAUCCCCAUCCUCUGCCUUCACUCCUGCCUCCUCCUCCUAUGCCAGUCCUCCCCCUCCUCCUCCUCCACCUCCCGUCUCUUACCCAUCCUCUCCCUCCUCCUCCUCCUCCCCCCCUGUCCUCGUCCCGCCCCAGCCAUCAGUGUAUAACACGCCAAUCAACCUCUACUCCAAUGAGAACGCAUGCGAGGUGGCCAUGGGGCAGAGGCGGGGCCUGUUGGAGAGUCAGGGCGGAGCCUUGCCAUUACAGUUGAAUGGAGUUCCCAGGAAACACAUCGUGGACACAGAUAUCCAUUUUUACCAUGUGCCCACUCAUGCUGAUGCCAGUAGGAAGCGCAUAACCGAGGACACGGAGGACUGGCGCCCACGCACCGGCACCACCCAGUCCAGAUCUUUCAAGAUCCUGGCUCAGAUCACCGGCACCGAGAAUGUUCAAGAGGAGGAAGCUGAGGCAGCCAGGAAGUCAAAUUCCUUCACUCUUUCCUCUUUUAGUUGUAUCACUGAAUCUGAGACAAACAGUGAGGAGGUCAGUGACAGAUCUGCAACACAUCAAUCCUCUCACCAUGUAGAGGUUUCGCUCUCUGCCCUCAGUGGACUGAACGGUGCAGAAUCGGAUCACAUGAUCAAACACCAACCGUUGGCGCAGAAGGCAGGCUCAUCAGCCGAUCAGCGACAGCCAGAGGAGGGCGCUACAGUCCCUGGCUAUGUCCUCAUUUCCGAACCUGGCAGCCUCUUAAAAACUCAACACCAAGAGAACGAUGAAUCAUCCGCAGCACCGCUUCACUUAGUGGCCUUCCCGAUGGCGUAUCCAGGUUCUGUUGACGUGUUUUGUCAGAUACAUCCAACCCAGCUGUCGAACAUGAACUAUCCACUAACUCCAAUGCUCGUACCUUUAACAUACAGUGGCUCAAACUCAAGCCAAAUACCUGAAUCUCAUGCACGAAGGCCAAAUGAUGCUUCUCUUAAUGCAGCAUUUUUGCCUGACAGUGUCCCACCGUAUCUUGGCCAGAAUCCUGUGUGCACCCAGACUCCAGCUUCCUGUUUACCUGUUUUUAGUGUUCUACCCGCUCAAGGGCUGAACUCGUCACAUAAUAGUGACUCCUCGUUAGUUCAGAACAAAGCACCAGAGGCUUCCUCUGAUCCUCUGGUCCCUGCCCAAACACCAGCUGCUCAGGAUAGUGCUGUUACAGAACCACCAAGCUUUCCACCUCACGCACCUGAAAGUUCCCCUGUGACACCACUAGAGGGCAGCACAGACUCAGUAAAGUCGGAGUCUAGUGGGCGUCUGACUGCUCAUGCAGGCGAUGACCGCAAAUUGAAUUGCCAAGCAACAGAUUCCCUGAAGGCAGCACACACUCGGUUUGACCUUUCUCCUCAGCACAGUUUCCAAGUCAAUGCUCAUCCGUCUCAUUUGUCAACACGUCGUUGUGCACUUUCUACCAAACCAGUCAGGAGGGAGCUGCUGUCAAGUCCUCUGGACUUCCUGCCAAGAGCAGCCCCUCGCCCUCCUCCUCUUACUCCCAGUGCCCCAAAACAGUCCACACAACACACACGCAGUCCAGUGCAGGCGAGAGCAACUUGUCAGAGCCGUCCCCCUGAGAAGGCAAUGUCUCAGUCCUUACUGGACGCCCUGCUCAUCACUCCAAUAACUCAGGCCCCGCCACUGCGCUUGAGGAAGAAGAAGAAGCGUCGCAGCGUCAGUGAGCUGCAUCUGCCCAAGAACAAGAGGGUGUCUUGGCACCAGUCUGCCACAGAGGAGGGAGACCCUCUCUUCUCCUCCCCCGUCAAUGCUGUCUAUGUCUUUAGCGACGAGGGCGAGGAGCCAGAACUCAACAGCCACGAGACUGCAGUCAUCAAGACCAUGAUCAAAGCACCUGCUGCUAACAAGGUUCACCGUCCGCCGACAGGUUUGAUCACCCCAUCCUUCGGUAUGAAGGGUAACGGAAGUGCCAGCACCCCGAGGGGUCCUGUCCCGGCCCGACCUUUACCUCAGCCCCACCCUAAAGAUGAGGACACCCUGGUCCAGAUGGCAGAACACAUCCCAGCUGGGAUGCGUACGCCCAUGUGUGCCCACUGCAACAUGGUCAUCAGGGGGCCAUUUCUGGUAGCUAUGGGGAAAUCAUGGCACAAGGAGGAAUUUAACUGCGCCCACUGCCGAGCAUCCCUGGCAGAUACCGGCUUUGUGGAAGAGCAGGGAUCCGUCUACUGUGAACACUGCUACGAGGAGUUCUUCGCCCCGACCUGCAGCCGCUGCCAGGACAAGAUACUGGGGGAGGUGAUAAACGCCCUCAAACAGACGUGGCAUGUCUACUGCUUUCUCUGCGCCUCCUGUCAGCAGCCAAUCAGAAACAACACCUUCCACCUGGAGGACGGAGAGCCGUACUGUGAACGAGACUUCUACAGUUUGUUUGGGACCGGCUGCCACGGCUGUGAGUUCCCCGUCGAGGCCGGAGACAAGUUCCUGGAGGCCCUUGGUUACACCUGGCACGACACCUGCUUUGUCUGUGCGGUGUGCUGCACCACGCUGGAAGGCCAGACCUUCUUCUCCAAGAAAGACAAACCUCUCUGCAAGAAACACGCUCACACACUGAAGAUUUAAAUCUUUUGGACUUCCCUCACAGCUUUUAUAGCCAUACAUUCUCUCUGGGUCGGUGGAUGGGGGAACGUCUCUUCAUAGCAGUUACAAAACUCAAGCAAUACUGGUGCAAGCGUAGUGGUGGCAUGUCAGGUUAAAGGGUAACACUGCCAUGUCCAGGGAACCAGACGUCUAGUAAAACAUUUAGCAUUGUUUCUACUAUAAGCUGCAAACUAAUAACUGAUUACUGUUUUCAGUUUUGGCAUAUUUUUGCUAGAAUAAACACUCAUCUUAUUUGCUCAUCCGUCCAAAAUUAGAACAGUUUUUCUGCCAAAUGCUGCAGUAGGAUUGUUUGAUCCUUGUCCUUUAUAUCUUCAUCCAGAGUUUAAUAUUGAGUUUCUCUGUCACAUUUAAUUACCGCUGUACGUCAGCGUAAAUCACGCAACAUUACAAUGACACAAUACCAAAAAAUAUACAUUGAUAGCCAUGAUCACAGAGAGGGGAGGAUAUAAUUUGUUUCAAAGCAGGGGUUCAUGUUUGUGUAUCUGUUAUUCCAUCUGACAAUCUGAUCAGCAGCUUUUAACACAAGAUCGAGAGAGUUUUAUCCAUCUUUUGCCAAACUGUUUUGUUGUAUUUGGUCGUUGUGAAACAUCUAAUCUCUGUCAAACAUUUUGUCACUCUAGUUGUUUUAAUACUUGGGAGCUGGAUGUCAGCAGUGAUGCUCAAAUCUGUUAUGUUCUUAGAACUAUUUGACCUUUUUUCUGUCUGUUUUAAAUGAAUUCUAUGCUUUUUUUUUUUUCUGUGCGACAUUGGUAAACAUGUUACUGGUUUCUAAAACAAAAGGUCACAUAUAGUUGUGUCAAUGUAGAACAGUGAGGCACUUGGGAUUUUUAUGGAGGAAAGAAUUGGCCAUAAAUACAACAUAAAUAAAUAAAUAUGCAUAUGAAAUAAAUGAAUAAAUAAAUGUUAAACUACAUAUGAAGCCAUUAUUAUGUAUAUUUAUGUAUUUCUCUCAAAAAGUGCAUAGCAUUGACAGAAAUAUGUCUUGUGUGCCAAACAGUUUUAUGACUCAUAUUCAUAUUUUUAUUUACUGAGCAUCGUUUUUGUUUUUAAUUUGUAUUGUAUUGAUUGAAUUAAAUUCUGGUUGGUUCGAUCCUCCAUAUGUUUCCCAAAAGUCACGAGCUCUGUCAAGCAGGUAAAUAAGGUCAAACAUGAACACUUCCUGUGUAGGUAACUGUAUAUUUUAUUGUGUUUAUAGAGGGAAAAGAUAUCUUAUCUGACAAUAUGUAUUUAACUUUUGGGGUAAAACUGUUUUUUUGCUUUUCAGGGAUCGGUGCAGGGAACAAAUGAGGGGGUAGUUUCUUCUGUGUUUUUAUUUUCUCACUCCAUAAACUGUCCAAACCUAUUGAUUUGGUGAUAUUUGAUUUAAAUUGUACAAGAGUAAUUGACAAAUCAUAUUCAGUUUGGGUAGUUGUCAAGACAGACAGCUGGGUUUUUACAGUGUGGGUCAAAAGUGGAUGAUUGUGGUGUACAGCUGUAAACAAACAUGGUAAAAAGAAAAAAAAAAAAGCUUAGUUCUCACCUACAAACUACACCUGAAACAUUUCGCGUUCAUGACUUGUCUAAUAAAUGACGUGAUUUUUAAACACCCAA